Lachancea dasiensis is the source of this 1062-nucleotide messenger RNA. The record is from the annotation of a GenBank genome assembly. Lineage: Eukaryota; Fungi; Ascomycota; Saccharomycetes; Saccharomycetales; Saccharomycetaceae.
AUGCGACCAAGAAGCUUGACGGAAUCUGACGGUAUUAAUGCUCGUGAUUUUAAGUCGUGGAGGGUUUAUCAAGUCAACAAUCAACUAUAUCUAGGGUCCGUGGGGUCCAAAUCUAGCCGAGCUUGUACACUUUGUCUUUCAAACCUAACACAAACACCCUUUGUGGUAAAGUUCGACGCCGAAGAUGUGAAUAAACAGGCACUUGCGCAAGGUAUAGUUGUCAGAGCUUCCGAGGGCAUAUUCAGUGAUGUUGUAGCCCUUUUGAAGGAUACCACAUCGCAAUGUCAGAUGCUCUCACAAGAAAAUUGUAUGACAUUUAAAAGUGUGCUAUAUGACAACGUGGAGGUCAAACUUACUCUUCCGAUGGCGUCUGUCGGUGAGCUUGACACCCUCUUAAUCUAUCAAGGUACUUCCAAAUGCUUGUUUAAAGGGCUGGAGCUACAGUACGACAUAGUAAAUGGUCUUCGAGCAAUUAUUAGGCAAAAAGAACAAGCCUUGUCGUUCCUGGAGGGCAGCAUUCGAGAUCUUGGUUUCGGAAAUGUUGUUGACAAGUGGUCACCUCCCCUCUCUAUGAACAAUGAAGUUUUGCAAACUUUCAAUUACGGAAGCUGGGUAUCAAACUGGAGUAAUAAAUCCGUUGAUCACCAGGCGUAUGCUAGAAGUGCUGGUGAUUUCCAUGAAAUGAUAAACGUUCUAUUCAAAAAGGCUACUGGUGUUCAAAAGUUAGGGUUUACCGAUCGAAUGGACGAAGAAUCGAUUAAGUCAUCGAAUAGUGAUGAUUUUGAAAGCCAACGGAGCGGAGGCUCUGUGGCUGAGAAGGACGCACCACAGGUUGAGCAAAUGAGUACGUUGAAGAGAAAUUUUGACGAGCACCUAACAGGACUUAACAGCAAGGUUGGUUUCGAAGCAUCCUCUGUAUCUGAGACGUUAUCAAAAAUUGGGGAGGACUCGAAGCAUCCACCUGCGAGAUCCGAAAGUCAAGACGAAUCGAAUUUAACUGUGGAUCAAUCGCCAAGCAAGAGAAGGCGUAAGUUUGGUAAGAUAAGAGCAGAGCCCAAGUGA